This is a messenger RNA of Clonostachys byssicola, 459 nucleotides long. Lineage: Eukaryota; Fungi; Ascomycota; Sordariomycetes; Hypocreales; Bionectriaceae. The record is from the annotation of a GenBank genome assembly.
AUGCGUCUCACACACAUCCUUCUCCUGGCGCUCCCCGUCAUUGCUUCCACGCUGGAAGACUUCGAGUGGGACGAUGAAGAAGAAGAGACCGUCACUCUCACAUUUACCUCCACGAGUACGAAAUACGUCUUUGUUCACCGCACGGAUAUAAUCAACAUACACAUGACCGCCUCCUUCACCACCAGCAUCGUCCCCAGCCAAACCGCAGCCGCCAGCGGUAGCAGUGCCACUUCAGCUUCCCCAUCCAGUGCUCGACCCUCCCUCCCCAAAGAGACUGUUCAAGACAUCUAUGUCGACGUCGACUCAGAUCAGAUCGUUCUCGGCCGCCCUUCGAAGCAAUACUCGCCGCCUCGAGCCCACCCUGAUGUGAGGCAACCCUCACCUGUCGCCUCUCUUCGAUUGAAUAUUUCGGUAGAGACUUGUUGUCAGCUGGUCCUGGCUGCUCCUCUCCCAACCUGA